AUGGUUCGACUUGAUGUUGAUGUUUUAAGAGAUCAUCUUAUUACUAAGGGUAUUAAUCAACUGUAUAAGUGUUGGUUAAGCCACAUUGAGAUUUUAGGGGAUGCUUCUUCUAAUGUAGAUACUGGUAUGGGAUUUGAUACUUUGAUGGAAGACGAGACACACGAAGAACUUAUGUAUGAUGAUGAAGGGGUAGAAGAAAUGAUUAAUGCCUUACAAGAAAGCAUUGAAGAUUGUCCAGAGAUGUUGGAGAACUUGUCUAUUGAUGCAAAGAAACCAUUGUAUUCUGGAUGUUCUAAAUUUAGUAGAUUAUCUGGUGUGCUAAAACUUCUUAGCAUUAAGGCGAGUAAUGGCGUGACCGAUAAAUGCUUUACUAAGUUCAUGGAAGCAUUCCAUGAGAUUCUUCCCGAGGGAAACUUGCUUCCUUCUCGCACUUAUGAUGCUAAAAAGAUGCUAACCUCAAUUGGCUUGAGUUACGAGAGAAUUCACGCUUGUCCAAAUGAUUGGAUCUUGUAUCGAAAAGAAUAUGCCUCAUUAGAGAGUUGCCCUGAGUGUAAUGUUUCGAGAUAUAAGAAAAAUAAGGUGCCUGCCAAAUUCAUGUGGUACUUUCUAAUAAUACCAAGAUUCAGACGUCUUUUCAGUGUUCCAGUAGAGGCAAAGAAUUUGACAUGGCAUGCAGAUUCGGAUGGAAGAGAGAAAGAUGGUAUGUUGAGACACCCUGCCGAUUCUCCACAAUGGGUCAAGAUUGACAAAGACUUCCCUGAUUUCGGAGCUGAACCUAGAAAUUUGCGACUUGCCCUUGCAACUGAUGCGGAAGUAUAUGAUGUUAUCUACAUUGAUUUCGGGCCCAAAGCAACCAGCCAUGAUAUUGAUGUUUAUUUAGCACCAUUAGUUGAAGAUUUAAAGUUGUUGUGGGAGUCAGGUGUAGAGGUGUUUGAUGCUCACCGUAAAGAAAAUUUCAAUUUAAAAGCCAUGCUUUUUGGCACUAUUAAUGACUUUCCGGCAUAUGGUAAUCUAUCAGGAUAUAGUGUCAAAGGUUAUAACGCUUGCCCUAUAUGUGAUGAGAACACAUCCUCGAUUAGAAUACCUAACUCUAACAAGAUUGUGUACAUGGAAAAUCGAAAGGGGCUUCCUGUGAAGCAUCGUUACCGAAAGUGGAAAAAGGCUUUUAAUGGUAAGUGCGAAGAAGGUAAAUUUCCUAUUUCUUUAUCUGGGGAUCAGAUAUUUAAGAAAGUGCAAGGGUUGAAUGUGAAACAUGGAAAACUAAAUUCCAACCAACUCCCUAGUAAGGGCUACAAGAAAGAGUCAAUUUUUUUUGGUCUUCCAUACUAG
Spinacia oleracea (spinach) is the source of this 1329-nucleotide messenger RNA. RefSeq lists its product as uncharacterized. Lineage: Eukaryota; Viridiplantae; Streptophyta; Magnoliopsida; Caryophyllales; Amaranthaceae. Bases 1 to 1329 code for a protein of 442 amino acids. The record is from RefSeq and is a predicted model, not a curated record. The transcript has 2 exons.